AUGGCGACAGCAACCGUUUCCUCUUUUGAUUCCAAUGACAAACUCUUUGACAAAGGCAAAGCCUUCUGGAAUAACUAUCUCAAAGGCCGGCCCUCCGCGCCCGACGUCUUCUUCCAGCGCCUCUUCAACUACCACCAAUCACAUGGAGGGAGCUUUGGCACCGUGCACGACGUAGGCGCGGGCAACGGGCCGUACGCACACAUUCUCCGCCCCAAGUUCCAGCAUGUCAUCAUCUCCGAUAUUGCGAAGGAGAACGUCGUCCUCGCCGAGGAUCGUCUCGGGAACGAUGGGUUCACCUACCGCGCUGCCCGGGUCGAAGAGGGCGACGACAUACCCACCGGCAGCGUGGAUAUGGUCUUCGCUACCAAUGUCAUGCACUUCUGUGACCAGGACCUCGCGAUGAUGGAGGUCGCGCGCCAACUCCGUCCUGGGGGUACAUUUGCCUGUGCUGCCUUCGGAGCGGCCCAGUUCGAGGAUCCACGCAUCCAGGACGUCUACACCCGAAUUAAUCAUUCGGGGGGCCGAGCUCUCUUGGCAAAGGCUGAUGACCCGGACAGGCUGUUCGCUGUUAUGGCCCGCACGCAGGGCAAGUACAAUGUUGCCCCGUUGGACGAGGGUUUAUUUCUUCCUGGGGCGCAGCGGAUUCAUCUCAAUAUGGAGAACGGCGGCAUCACCGCUCCCUUGCCGCCCGAGCUGCGUAUCGACGAACCUAACUAUACCGGGGUUGACGAUGUCGAGGUGUUUGUGCAUGAGGAGGGGUGGAGCUUUGUGACUGAUCUUGAGGGUGUGAAGGAGCAUGUGCUUUCGUUUCCGUUUGCAAGGGAAGAUCCGCAUUUCGGGGAAUUGUGGCAGGAGAUGGAGGAGAUCAUUGGGAACGAUGCUGUCAAGGGGAAUUGGCCUGCCAAAAUAAUCCUGGCUACUAGAAGGUAG
Aspergillus homomorphus CBS 101889 is the source of this 930-nucleotide messenger RNA. RefSeq names its product class I SAM-dependent methyltransferase. Bases 1 to 930 code for a protein of 309 amino acids. Lineage: Eukaryota; Fungi; Ascomycota; Eurotiomycetes; Eurotiales; Aspergillaceae. The transcript has a single exon. The record is from RefSeq and is a predicted model, not a curated record. Gene Ontology annotation, molecular function: S-adenosylmethionine-dependent methyltransferase activity.